This is a messenger RNA of Theileria orientalis strain Shintoku, 549 nucleotides long. RefSeq lists its product as hypothetical. NCBI's taxonomy places the organism in Eukaryota, Apicomplexa, Aconoidasida, Piroplasmida, Theileriidae. The record is from RefSeq and is a predicted model, not a curated record. The transcript has 3 exons. The coding region runs from base 1 to 549 and encodes 182 amino acids.
AUGACUAUCCUUGGCCAGAAGUACGACCUCUGCACCGGUGAAAGUGAAAAUGACUCCUUAUCAUACUUUGACCUGUCAAUGGGAAAGGAAGACCUGCACCUUCUUGUAAAUGUAAUGAGGUAUCCUGUAAAUCCUUUGGGAAAAGUGGCACCAGUCCUUGCCGGUGAGAGCCAGAGGACAAAUGCCUUCAUGUGGACACUGAACAUUUGUGCAAGGUUACUUAAAUGGUGGACUAACUGGAGCUAUGAAAUGAAAAGAUUUGUCCUGCAACUGCGAUAUGAACAGCUCUCUGAUCGAGUGAAUCAUCCUAAAUCCGGUGGGUGUUCCAGGCUCAGCAACGACCUAAUUCUUGACCAACAGUGUCCUAGACUGAAAAGGUCGUUAGUGAUUUAUAAAUUUAUGAACUUAUUAGUUGAUCAAUUGUGUAUGGGCCAGAUAAGGUACCUUGUGACCAAGAAUGGUAGUCAUUACGUAGGGGAGUACUAUAAAGUCAAACUGCUCAGUACACUCAUAAAUGUCAUUUUGGUGCCUUAUGGUAACCAAGUCUAA